AAUAAAAUUUCUAUUAUUUUAUUUUCUAGUAAAUCUAAAUACAAAAGAUUGAAUUAAUAAAUUGCUUAUUCAAGUAAAAGAAAUAAAUUUUUAUUUUGUUUGUUUGUUUGUUUAUUUUCUCGUUGUUUUGGCAAAAAUAUAAUCAAACGCAAUGUACCAUGUUAAAUUAGUUACUGUAGUUUUAUUGRUGACUACUACCAACCUAUUGGUAUUAUACACACAGCCUGGUUAUGGCCAGUCARCCGUAAAUAUUAAGUUACACUACGAAUCGUUGUGUCCGUAUAGCAAACAGUUUGUUGUCGACCAAUUGAUACCUACCUAUACUAAAUUAGCCCAGAUCAUUGAUUUGCACCUGGUACCGUUUGGCAAUGCAAAAUGGAACAAGUUUCUUAGAUCGGACGGUGAUUUUGAUGUAGAUUUUACAUGUCAGCAUGGUACUAAUGAAUGUAUUGGCAAYAAAAUACAUGACUGUGUAUUGCCCACUGUGUCUAUCGAUCGAUCACUAAAACUGUUUGAAUGUAUGUUUAAUGACAACAAUUGGAAGGAUACGACAGCGGCCGGUAAAAAGUGCGCCGAUCAAUUGUCUUUCAAUUGGACUACAAUUAAUGAGUGCACUACUGGUCCAUAUGGACGGGGUCUACAUUUAGUGCACGGGGAGGACCGUCAAAAUGAGAUACCUAAACCAAACUAUGUACCCUGGGUCAUUGUCAAUGGCGUUCAUAAUGAUAAUAUUCAGGAACAGGCACAAAAUAACUUGCUCAAAUUAGUGUGCGAUACUUAUCAGGGCACUAAACCAGAACAAUGCAAACAAAGUUUAUAAUAAAUUUAAAAUAUUGUUAUUGUAGUUUUAAAUUA
Messenger RNA from Oppia nitens, 855 nucleotides. RefSeq names its product gamma-interferon-inducible lysosomal thiol reductase-like. The coding region runs from base 152 to 820 and encodes 222 amino acids. Lineage: Eukaryota; Metazoa; Arthropoda; Arachnida; Sarcoptiformes; Oppiidae. The record is from RefSeq and is a predicted model, not a curated record. Gene Ontology annotation, molecular function: oxidoreductase activity, acting on a sulfur group of donors, disulfide as acceptor. The transcript has 4 exons.